AAGAAGAGGGAAAAGAGUUGUAUACUCGGCGUAACUGCGAGUACAAACUGCCGUUUCCGCUGUUGGAGCCGGAAACGUUGCUGGGCGACGAGGAGUUGGCGGACUCUGGGCUCUCGGUACAUGGACUGUCAUCUGGGACAGCCGGGUACCCCAGCACCUCCACUCGGACUUCGUGUCCUCCCGCCGUCUCUCUGGCCGGCUCGACUAGCGACGGGCGUCAUGUCGUCGAGGCGAGCGUCAGUCUGCCGGGCUGCUUAAAGACCGAUCUCGAGACGACAAGAUCUGCGGUUCGUUUGCCGGGGUCUGGAGGGCGAUUCAGCGUCGCUGCGGCCGGACGGAGUCAGACUCGUCGAGGCGAGGAGACUGAGGGAUCAGAGCUCGGCUACUCAACAUGUGGCCUACUCGGACUGUCCGCCUCGGUGUCCGCAUCCACGGACAGCAGCAGUCUGGCUGCCAACAGCCCCUCCUCCUCCAACUCCUCCGCCUCCUCUUCGGCCGCCACCAUCUCAACCAUCCUGCCCGCCGACAAGAGGAGAGCCUCACUUCACCUCUUCCCCUCGCAUACAGACGCACCGGCUGCCCCUAGCAAGCGACUCAGGGGACAACUCAAAGAGUACCUGCAC
Protopolystoma xenopodis is the source of this 623-nucleotide messenger RNA. The record is from the annotation of a GenBank genome assembly. NCBI's taxonomy places the organism in Eukaryota, Metazoa, Platyhelminthes, Monogenea, Polystomatidea, Polystomatidae.